Messenger RNA from Pseudoliparis swirei, 3096 nucleotides. It is a transcript of the gene sdf4, whose product is annotated as stromal cell derived factor 4. NCBI's taxonomy places the organism in Eukaryota, Metazoa, Chordata, Actinopteri, Perciformes, Liparidae. The record is from RefSeq and is a predicted model, not a curated record. The transcript is spliced from 7 exons. Gene Ontology annotation, molecular function: calcium ion binding. Gene Ontology annotation, biological process: calcium-ion regulated exocytosis. Gene Ontology annotation, cellular component: endoplasmic reticulum. Bases 242 to 1303 code for a protein of 353 amino acids.
CAGUGACCAGUUCAGCUGACAACCUGAGUGAAUUAACUGGAACAUUCUAGAGAGAGAGACAACCAUUAAAGCCCGACUGGAUACCCCAGGGAGCUUUUAGACCGGGUCGUCGCACAUUUUGGAGUCGGGGGUGUUUGGGAAGGCCACGUGUACAGGAACUGGAGUCUGACAGCCUGCCUGGAAACCACUGCGGCUCUGUUUGACUCGGACGUCAAGCUAUCGCUAGCCAGCUGAGGCAAUCAUGACUGUUUGGAGGAAACUGUGGUGCAGACACCUCCUGGCAGUGUCUCUGCUUUUCUAUUUCCUGCUCCACACCAUGGAUGUGCACGCACGGCCAGCCAACAUGUCAAAGUCUCCAGCCAGCAAGGACGACAACGAGAUUCUCCCCGCAGACCAUCUGAAUGGAGUGAAGAUGGAGAUGGACGGCCACCUCAAUAAGGAUUUCCACCAGGAGGUUUUCCUGGGUAAAGAGAUUGAGGAGUUUGAGGAGGACUCUGAGCCAAGGAGGAACAGGAAGAAGCUGAUUGACAUUUUUACGAAAGUUGAUUUCAACAAGGACAAGAGUGUAAGCGCCAAGGAGAUGCAGCGCUGGAUUAUGGAGAAAACCGAGGAGCACUUUCAGGAGGCCAUGAUCGAGAACAAGAACAGUUUCCGCGCUGUUGACCCAGACCGUGACGGUCAUGUGACAUGGGAUGAAUACAGAGUUAAAUUUCUGGCCAGCAAAGGUUUCAAUGAAAAGGAAAUUGUUGAGAAAAUAAAGAAUAAUGAAGAUCUGAAACUGGAUGAGGAAACUCAGGAGGUUCUGGAAAGCCUGAAGGACCGCUGGUUUCAGGCCGACAACCCUCCAGCCGACCAGCUGCUGAAUGAGCAGGAGUUCCUGUCUUUCCUUCAUCCCGAGCACAGCAGAGGCAUGCUCAAAUACAUGGUCAAGGAGAUUGUGCGCGACUUGGACCAGGAUGGUGACAAGAGAUUGACGUUGUCGGAGUUCAUCUCUCUGCCUGUGGGCACCGUGGAGAACCAGCAGGCGCAGGACAUCGAUGAUGACUGGGUUCGAGAGAGGAAGACGGAGUUUGAAGACGUCAUUGAUCUAGACCGUGAUGGCAUCGUAACCAUGGACGAGUUGGAGGAGUACAUGGAUCCAAUGAACGAGCACAACGCUUUGAACGAGGCCAAGCAGAUGAUCGCCGUCGCCGAUGAAAACCAGAAUCAUAAUUUGGAGCUGGACGAGAUUCUUAAGUAUAGCGAAUACUUCACGGGCAGCAAGCUCAUGGAUUAUGCCAGAAAUGUUCACGAGGAGUUCUGAGGCCAUACUUUCCCUCAGUCCUCUCGGCAAAGCAGGGCGGCAUCCUCCAUCUGCGCCAGGGACAAGCUAGACGAGGGGGGGGCGGGACUAACGAUAAGAUGUUCCAGUGUGCAAUUCUGUGUUUUUAAAGCCUCAACAGCCUCUUUCACUGCUGACGCCGAUUUAAAACAUCCGUCCUUCAACCCUGGACUGAUGGCCAGCCAUCAACGUUAACAUGAUCUGCCUUCUUUGUGCAAUUGGACUGUUGGGAUGUUCAGCUCCAAAUGUAUGUGUGUGAUAUUGUGAAAUGUGUGUAUAUGAGGAAUUUCAACCCCGACUAUAGAGUGUCGUUCCCGGUGCAGCGGUGACGUCACCUUUUGUUCUGCAGGAUCUGUCUUUUUAGCUGGCGUUUUAUGUAUACAGUGUAAAUAUAUAUUAAUUGUCCCAUACCAAUGCCUCUGGCAAGAGAUACAAGCUGAUAAAUUAUAUUAAAUGCUGCUACAAGAAGAAGAAAAUAUCCUUUUAGAGAUAUAUAAUUAUAUGGUGACGCACACCCGAUUUCGCCCAAAUUAAAAGGUGAUUUAGUCUUUCGUUGCGUACACUCCCACUUUCUGUUUAUAGAGACUAUCCGUCCGACUUACAACUGGGUAACAAAUAGUAGAAGCAUAAAAUGGGCAUUGAUCUUUCUUUAACAAUUAUUAUAUGAGAACAAUGUGCCUUUUCCCCCUGCAGACAUUUUGACUUAUUGAAGGAAAAGCACAGGUGUGAGCGUACUUCACCUGUCAAGUCCAAACGUCUCCUCUGUAAAGGCAAAUUGUUCUGAUCUCUUAUUUAUUUGACUAGUAUCAUUUGGAUCGGCUGCAUCUCUGAACUUUGUGUUUUUGGCUAAUUGCUGUCAGACGGUGGUCUUUGUGUGACGGCUCGCUCUUCAUCGUAUUUACCUGUAAUCAUGGACAAACAACGGCAUAACAUUCCCUACAUCUGUGGACUGUUUGAAUCCUGCUCCAGUCUUGGAUUGUAAAAUAAGAUUUAAGAUAACAAUGUGACACAGCUUUAUAAAAUGUAUUGCAAAAGUACUGGGAAUAAAUAUUUCUUAGCAAUUAAUUAGCACCUGGGUUCUUGGUCUUAAGUGUUAUUUUCAGGGAUGCAAAUAAUUACUUCAAAUACAGAUUAAUCACUAAAUCAACAAAAUAGAUGGGAUGUAGGAACAAGAAUCACAUUUGAUUUAUUUAAAUCUAAUUAACUGCUUUAUAUGUGGGUGGUAAAUAAUGAAUAUAUUAUUUAUUAGUUUUGUAUUAAUCUAAAUCUGUAAUUGUAAAUUGUCAAAUACAUGUUAAAUAAAAAACUAAAGUUUCUUCAUGAAAUAUAGUGGAUAACCUCCAGUGCAGUACAAAUAACGUGUGGUAAGAUGGGGAAAUAAAACUGUCACAAUACGUCCAAUCAAAUGCCCCUUAAUUAAAUAAAAUAACUCCAGAUAACAGAACUAGAAGGGAUUUGGCUGAAGGUCGAAUACGAGUGGAAAUAGAAGCCAGGAGACUUAUCUUAAAGACAAAGAAGUCUACGGCUAACGCCAAGAAGUUUCAUCCAAGUUUUUCUUUUCUUUAGCAAACUGGAUGAGACUGGUGGCCUCCUAGCCACUCCUCUCUCGUUGACCCACAUGCAUCCUUUCUUUUGUUAGUCUCCUUUAUCACCUCGGCUUCCUUUCCUGUCGAGGUCAAAGAGGGAAAAUCUUUACUGGUUCUUUUGACCGUUUGUCUUCUGAUAGUAACGCACGUUUAAACUAAAUUGUGCCAGUUGACUUGGAAACUUCAAUC